Molecule: messenger RNA, 3037 nt
Organism: Phyllostomus hastatus (greater spear-nosed bat)
Lineage: Eukaryota; Metazoa; Chordata; Mammalia; Chiroptera; Phyllostomidae
Gene: PWWP2B
Product: PWWP domain containing 2B
Exons: 3
Coding region: 885-2366 (493 amino acids)
Cellular component (GO): nucleoplasm; nucleus
Source: RefSeq, a predicted model, not a curated record
CGCGCCGCAGGCCCCGUUCUCCCCCCAAUGUCCCUCCACGCUGUGAACUGGCCGCGUGGCGAUCCGGCCCCUCCAGCCGUGGCGGGGUCGCACGCAGCCCGCUGUUUCCCUAGCAACCCAGGGCGGCAGGUUUGCGACUGGGAGUUGGAGACGGGAUCGCCCUCCCUAAUCCUGGCGCGGCCGCCCCGGGUGCACAGGGCACCCGGAGCCCGGCGCGCGACGUUUCUUCGCCCCGGGGCCCGAGCACACCGGAGCCGCCUAGCGCCCCCCACCCACCCCGGAGGGAGAGACCGGGCCGCCGCGGCGAGCACGCCUGUGUCCCCUUGGCGCCCCGCGUCCCCUCCGCCCGGUCCGACCAGCUUCCUGCUUGCUCCGCCGGGACUUCCUCCCCUCAGGGCCCGGAGGCCACGGGGCGCCAGAGCCGGAGGCGGCGGCCCAGGGUCCCGGCCUGGGGGGCGGGGAGCAGAGGAGGAGACCCGGGGCCGGGUGGGAGGGGCCCCGGAAGGCCCGGGGCAGGGGUGUGGGAGGGGCCCCGGAGCGUCGCUGGCGAAGACUCCCCGCUGCCCCUCGCCUCUCACUCUCGGGCCCUCUCCGCGGACGCUCGCCACCAGCGCACCCGGAGGCCGGGCGCACGCCCUGCCUGAGCCCAGGAGCUGCGCAGUGCGUCUGCACGCCCGGCUCCGGAGGCGGCGCGGCCCCCGCGCGCGUCUGUGGAGCCGGGUUCCGGGACGGCGGAGCGGGCCGGAGUCCCGCGCACCCUCCGCGCCCCCGGCCCGCGUGCGGUGGCUGGCCGAGCGGGGCUUUGUGACGUCAGGCGGCCGGCGGCGUCACGCGCGGGCUGACCCGGCGGCGGCGGGCAGGCGGGGCGGCCGGGACGCGGGAGCAUGGAGCCGCGCGCCGGCUGCCGGCUGCCCGUGCGGGUGGAGCAGGUCGUCAAUGGCGCGCUGCUGGUCACCGUGAGCUACGGCCAGCGGAGCUUCGCGGGGAUCCUGCUGGACUGCACGAAAAAGUACGGCCUGUUCGGCCUGCCCCCGCCCACCCCGCUGUCCCAGGCCGACGGUGCCCCCGUCAACGGCUGCCAGGGCCCAGCCGCUGCGGAGGAGGACCCAGCGCCCAUGCAGCUGGGGGCGGGCCCCCCACCGCCGCCGCCGCCGCCGCCGCCUCCCUGCCCGGAGGAGCCCUUCCAGGCCCUGCUGACCCCGCUGCCCACCGGAGGCCUGUCCCUGCUCCAGCCGUAUUUCGAAGGCGCCCCCUUCCCACCGCCGCUCUGGCUGAGGAGCACCUACCAGCAGUGGGUGCCGCAGCCGCCGCCCCGGCCCAUCAAGAGGACCAGGAGGCGCCUGUCCCGCAGCGGCAGCCGGAACUCGGACUCGGGCCAGCUGACCCUGAGCCCCAUCUGCCUGCGGCCGCGGCGGGUGCUCUGCGAGAAGUGCAAGAGCACCCUGAACGCCCCCGAGGCCAGCCCCGCACCCUCGCCGGCCCCCCGGCCCCGCCGGAGACUGGGCAGCGGCGACCCGGACAGGGAGCCCCGCAAGCAGGGCAGCCGUGAGGGCAAGGGGGCCGCCGCCCCGGCCCCGGCCCCCGCCCCCGCCAGGAGGAGCAAGAGGGAGCGACGGGAGGAGGAGCCGGCGAAGGUCCCUCGCAGCCCUGCCAUCCGCAUCUCCUACAGCACGCCGCAGGGCGCCGGCGAGGUGGUGCAGAUUCCGCCCCGCGUGCACGGCUCGCUGGAGCCCUUCCAGCCCCCGCAGGCCCAGCGCGGCGCCCAGGAGCCCCGGGAGGCUCGGGACAGGCCGCCCGACGGCCCCUCCGCCCCCGUGCCCAAGCUGAAGCUGACGCGGCCUGUGCCCCCCAGCGCGGACCUGCUGCCCCCCAAGAUCCGCCUGAAGCCGCACCGCCUGGGGGCCGGCGCGCAGCAGCCGGUGUACAGGGCAGAGCUGGUGGAGGAGCUCAACGGCCUCGGGCGUGGCGCCCCGGCCCCCAAGCCCGCGCCCCCCACCCCCGCGCCCGCCCACAUCGUGCUGGUGGAGCUGUCCUCGGGAAGCUCCGGGGAGGAGGAGGACGAGGCCCCGCGGCGUCCCCAGGGCGACCGCGCCGGCUGCCCGGGGGCCACAGCCACCUCGGCCGGGGCGUCCGUGUGCAGCAGCGACAGCCCCGACGAGUCCAAAUCCUCCGGCUCCGAAGUGACGUCCCCGGACGCCUGCGACCCACCUGCCGGCGACGGCGGGUCUGCAGCCGCCGCCCCCACGCCGGCCGGGCCGACGGUCCCGCCCCUGACAGUCCGGCUGCACGCACAGAGCCUCUCCACGCGCGCCGCCGAGGACGGGAGGACCGUGGCCGUGGGGGACAUCGUGUGGGGUCACCGGUGAUGAGGACACUGCUGUUCUCCGGAUUGUUCGACUUCGGGGCGCCCCCCUCCUCCACGCCCCCAUUCUGCCUGAGGGACCCUGCGUGCCUUCCGGGGGGCCGCGCGCAGAACCGUGCCGGGCGCUCGGCGGCCGGCCUGGCCCCGGCUUCCCCGGAGGGGCGGCGUGUGCGGCUGGAAGGACGGAGCCCCGGGACCCGGUGCGUCCUGGCGGCCUCGCGUGUUUAUUCUCCCGACUCCGACAGCAGCUCUUCUGGGGAGGGCCGCCCCGCAGGCCCCGGGACAGGCGAUCGCUUCGAGCCCGCGGUGCGGCGGGGGGCCUGGGGGGGUCUCUGUGCCCUGGAGCAGCGGGGCGCCCUCCCGCUCACUGCAGAGCUGGGGCCCACCAGGUGCCCGGCGGUGCCCUCAAGGACAGGUGAGGCCGUCACCCUGGAAACAGACUUCACCUUCGGAAGGAGAGAGUGUGCUCCCUUUCCCGUCUCGUCGCUUUAAAGACCAGAAGAAACCGGGAAGAAGAAGAGCAUGAGCACUUCCCUUUCUGGGUUCUGCGUAAGGAGAACGCGGGGACGCCCUCCACGCGGAGGCCCCGCCGGUGCGGCCCCACCCCACCCCCGCCCCCACUGUGGACACUGGCCCCUGGCUGAGCAGGGACAGACGGUGGGUCUGAUUAAAAGG